AUGAGUCAGAUACCCAGAAAGGAGCUCAACGGAACAACUGCCCGAAGUCAAGAUCCGGCCCCUUGUACAACCUGUGGCAGACAUUUUGCACAAGAUGUUCUGCUGAGAUAUGAGCCAAUAUGCAAGAAAGUCUCCAACAAGAAGCACAAGCCCUUCAGCUCUUUGAAAGAGAGGCUGCAGGGAACAGGAAUCAUCACUCUGAAGAAGCAGCCCCCCGCAAAAGGUAUCCCAGGGAAGAAAUCAAACUGGAGGCAGCACCAUGAGGAUUUUAUUAAUACUAUUCAAUCAACCAAGCAGGUCACAAAAGCCCUGAAGGAGGGCCACCCUCUUCCACCUCUUCCCACACCAAGCAUCACUCCCGUUGUUCCUUUCUUACAGUCGGACUAUAUUCAGCGUCCACACUGCUCACGGAGAUUUAAUGAGGCCGCAGCACAGAGGGACGUGAAGUUUUGUGAAGAAGCAGCUGCCCGCCGUGCCUUUGCUGCAAAGACCACCGGACAGGCUUUGAAGGGAGCACAAGAAGGUGCCAAUACAGGCAAACCUAGGCCAGAGACCUCUCCAGGAAUACUGCAGAAAACCAGAAAAUCAUUGGGUAUAUCUGCUGGAAAAAAAUCUUUAGGAGAGUUUGAGUAA
This is a messenger RNA of Cariama cristata (Red-legged seriema), 633 nucleotides long. It is a transcript of the gene ZC2HC1B, whose product is annotated as zinc finger, C2HC-type containing 1B. The record is from RefSeq and is a predicted model, not a curated record. Bases 1 to 633 code for a protein of 210 amino acids. The transcript has 7 exons. Lineage: Eukaryota; Metazoa; Chordata; Aves; Cariamiformes; Cariamidae.